Messenger RNA from Ochotona curzoniae (black-lipped pika), 1905 nucleotides. RefSeq names its product gamma-aminobutyric acid type A receptor subunit beta1 (gene GABRB1). The record is from RefSeq and is a predicted model, not a curated record. Gene Ontology annotation, biological process: monoatomic ion transmembrane transport; regulation of membrane potential; chemical synaptic transmission. Gene Ontology annotation, cellular component: GABA-A receptor complex; membrane; synapse. Gene Ontology annotation, molecular function: neurotransmitter receptor activity; extracellular ligand-gated monoatomic ion channel activity; GABA-A receptor activity. The transcript has 9 exons. Lineage: Eukaryota; Metazoa; Chordata; Mammalia; Lagomorpha; Ochotonidae. Bases 85 to 1509 code for a protein of 474 amino acids.
AUUCGGGAAUUACUGCCCAGCCGCGGACUAAGUUGCAUUCCUUGAAUCUUCGCAGAAAAGACAAUUCUUUCAUCAGAGUUAGUAAUGUGGACAGCACAACAUCGAGAGAGUCUGGGGCUCCUCUCUUUGCCUGUGAUGAUUGCCAUGGUGUGUUGUGCACACAGCGCCAACGAACCCAGCAACAUGUCCUACGUGAAAGAGACGGUGGACAGAUUGCUCAAAGGCUAUGACAUUCGCUUGCGUCCGGACUUCGGAGGGCCCCCGGUGGACGUGGGGAUGCGGAUCGAUGUCGCCAGCAUCGAUAUGGUCUCCGAAGUGAACAUGGAUUACACACUUACUAUGUAUUUCCAGCAGUCUUGGAAAGACAAAAGGCUUUCUUAUUCUGGAAUUCCAUUAAACCUUACCUUGGACAACAGAGUAGCUGACCAACUCUGGGUACCAGAUACCUACUUCCUGAAUGACAAGAAAUCAUUUGUGCAUGGGGUCACAGUGAAAAACCGAAUGAUCCGUCUACACCCUGAUGGAACAGUUCUCUAUGGACUCCGGAUCACAACCACAGCCGCCUGUAUGAUGGAUCUCCGAAGAUAUCCCCUGGAUGAACAGAACUGUACUCUGGAGAUUGAAAGCUAUGGUUAUACAACUGAUGACAUUGAGUUUUAUUGGAAUGGAGGAGAGGGGGCCGUAACAGGAGUCAAUAAAAUUGAACUUCCUCAGUUUUCAAUUGUCGAUUACAAGAUGGUAUCCAAGAAAGUGGAAUUUACAACAGGGGCGUACCCAAGACUCUCUCUAAGUUUUCGCCUGAAAAGAAACAUUGGUUACUUCAUUUUGCAAACUUACAUGCCUUCUACAUUGAUUACAAUUCUGUCCUGGGUAUCUUUUUGGAUCAAUUAUGAUGCAUCAGCUGCAAGAGUCGCACUAGGAAUCACCACGGUGCUGACAAUGACAACCAUCAGCACUCACCUCAGGGAGACCCUGCCAAAGAUCCCUUAUGUCAAAGCAAUUGACAUCUAUCUGAUGGGCUGCUUUGUGUUUGUGUUCCUGGCUCUGCUGGAAUACGCCUUUGUAAAUUACAUCUUCUUUGGAAAAGGUCCUCAGAAAAAGGGGGCUGGCAAACAAGACCAGAGCGCCAAUGAGAAGAACAAACUGGAGAUGAAUAAAGUCCAGGUCGAUGCCCAUGGCAACAUUCUCCUCAGCACCCUGGAAAUCAGGAAUGAAACGGGUGGCUCAGAAGUGCUCACCAGCGUGAGCGAUCCCAAAGCCACCAUGUAUUCCUAUGACAGUGCCAGCAUCCAGUACCGCAAGCCCCUGAGCAGCAGAGAGGGCUAUGGGCGUGCCCUGGACCGGCAUGGGGUGCCCAGCAAGGGGCGCAUCCGCAGGCGAGCCUCUCAGCUCAAAGUCAAAAUCCCGGACUUGACUGAUGUGAAUUCCAUAGACAAGUGGUCCAGAAUGUUUUUCCCCAUCACCUUCUCUCUUUUUAACGUCGUUUAUUGGCUUUACUAUGUACACUAAGGUCUGUCUUAAGGGUUCGAUUUAGACUUUCCUUUUCUCUUGUUUUUUUAACCCCACACAGGUUCCCAGCAGACAUACUGCUGUACUUUUUGAGGUAAGCAUUUCAGCCAUCCAGUUGGUUUUAGGUCUUGCGUAUCAAUUUUAUUACUGCAUCAUGUUUACUUCAGACAAAAAGAAAAAAAAAUAUUUUUUCAGCCUACCUUGGUCCAGGUUAUCAGCUCUUUGAAGAGCUCUGUCAAUUGCCAUGUUUACAAAUACAAAGAGAGAUGUUAGGUAGAUCAUUAGCAGUUUUUCCUAGCCACCCUGGAUUUUAUUGAUUUCUUUUUUAGAUGAAAAUAAAAAGAGGACCCCAUCCACUUGCACUCCUUCCUGGUAAACUGUAACAAUAUCAUGCUG